AUGGCUGGGUGGCUGGAUCGCGCUGUUGAGUUGCCGAACCUUUGGGUUCCAAAGACGCCAAAUAACCCAACCGAGGCAACUUCGCAGACGGAUUAUAUCAAAAGAAGAAUUAGUAAUCAUCAGGAAAGCUCACCAACAUCUAUUUUGGCUGCUGUAGACCAAAUUUCGAAGGGGGCAUGUGCAAUAAUGCAGAAGAUGGCCCUCUUGAAGGCUGAGAAUGAGCAACUUCGACCGGCAAAUGCAGCACUAAGCAAGCAGCGUAGAUCCAGAAAAACACGAUUACGUCAAGGCAGUAGUAUGAGCAUUGCUGAGGGUCACGCUCUACAGGACCAAAAGGAUGUUGAUCAGCAGGUACAGCAAGAAAGUCGCCAAACCAGAGGUCGGAAGCCGAGGGAUAAGACGAACGGCCGGCGAUGUGGUAGAUGCGGCAAGACCGGCCAUAAUGCGCGCACUUGCCAGAUCACUGUAGAAACAUCCAGUGAAGAGGAUAGCUACUGA
Metarhizium robertsii ARSEF 23 is the source of this 498-nucleotide messenger RNA. RefSeq lists its product as uncharacterized. Gene Ontology annotation, molecular function: zinc ion binding; nucleic acid binding. The coding region runs from base 1 to 498 and encodes 165 amino acids. NCBI's taxonomy places the organism in Eukaryota, Fungi, Ascomycota, Sordariomycetes, Hypocreales, Clavicipitaceae. The transcript has a single exon. The record is from RefSeq and is a predicted model, not a curated record.